This is a messenger RNA of Juglans microcarpa x Juglans regia, 1208 nucleotides long. RefSeq names its product E3 ubiquitin-protein ligase BOI-like. The record is from RefSeq and is a predicted model, not a curated record. Bases 121 to 1122 code for a protein of 333 amino acids. The transcript has 5 exons. Lineage: Eukaryota; Viridiplantae; Streptophyta; Magnoliopsida; Fagales; Juglandaceae. Gene Ontology annotation, molecular function: ubiquitin-protein transferase activity.
CACUCUCUCUCACUCUCUCUCUUCCUCCUCUUUCUCUCCUAGCACACCUCUCUCUCUCUCUCGCAUUUUCUCCGUCCCGAUCGGACCCUGCCCAACUCCCCCAACCACGAUUUCAGGAACAUGUUUGGAGGAGAUGGUAACAAUCCCAUGUUUCCCACUUUCCCUGAGGAAAGUCGGUUUCAAUAUGUCACCGGUGGAUUGCCACAACUGCAGUUAUUUGGGGAUUUCCCAGUUGGAUGCAGUCUUGGCCCUUUGAACUACAGGGGAAAUGACCAUACAACUGCUAUGGAGCAGCCAAUUAAAAGAGCCAUGGAAGCAGAAUCUGUUUCGAGACAACCAAUGCGUCUUUUAUCUAUAAACAAAAACUUCUCUCACGAUAAAGCUGGUCAGUCUGGAAGCAUUCUGAAUCCUAACCCUGUAUCAACUGGGCUGAAACUUUCGUAUGAAGAGGAUGAACACAACUCUUCUGUUACUUCUGCAAGUGAAAGCAUGACAGCUGUUCUCCCUGUUAUUUUGUCCCUGGGUGAUAAUCUGAAGCUUGAAAUUGAUAGGCAGAAAGAAGACCUUGAUCAUUAUAUUAGGCUUCAGGAAGAAAACUUCCUCAAGGAUGUCAGGGAACUGAAGCAAAGACACACAGUUUCCUUUCUGAGUGCCAUAGAAAAUGGAGUUGACCGAAAAUUACUUGAAAAGGAGCUUGAAAUAGAGAAUAUGAACCGCAAGAACAAGGAACUAAUGGAGAGGAUAAAGCAGGUUGCCAUAGAAGUUCAGUCCUGGCACUAUAAAGCAAAGUACAAUGAGUCUGUUGUAAGCAUCUUAAAAAGUAAUUUGCAGCAAGUCAUGGCACAAGGUGCACUCCAUGGGAAGGAAGGAUAUGGAGACAGUGAGGUAGAUGAUGCAGCCUCUUAUACUAACCUGGAUCACCCGGGCAUUGUAAAUGGUUUUGGAAAUCCAGUCUUCAUGAAGAAACAGAUGAAUUGCAGGGCUUGUAAAGUCAGGGAAGUCUGUGUAUUGUUGUUACCAUGUAGGCAUCUGUGUCUCUGUAAGGAUUGUGCAGGGUUUAUUGAUGUUUGUCCUAUCUGCCGGGUCAUGAAGACUGCAAGUGUUCAAGUAUACAUGUCUUAGCAGUGUAAUGGUAUGCAGGCAUAUAUCUGCACACUUGUUGAAUUCAUCAUUACCCUGAGUGCAACAAAUUUAAUUUAUUAAUUUCA